Messenger RNA from Physeter macrocephalus (sperm whale), 7185 nucleotides. It is a transcript of the gene ECPAS, whose product is annotated as Ecm29 proteasome adaptor and scaffold. NCBI's taxonomy places the organism in Eukaryota, Metazoa, Chordata, Mammalia, Artiodactyla, Physeteridae. The coding region runs from base 400 to 5922 and encodes 1840 amino acids. Gene Ontology annotation, cellular component: cytoplasm; nucleus. Gene Ontology annotation, biological process: proteasome assembly. Gene Ontology annotation, molecular function: molecular adaptor activity. The record is from RefSeq and is a predicted model, not a curated record. The transcript has 50 exons.
ACCGGGCCUCGGCCGACGGACAGCGGCGGCUCCGCAGAGGCGCCGGACUGCGGGAGCGCCCGAGUCGCGAGCUCGCGGGGGACGGCGAGAACUGCGCGUGCAGCGAGGAGAACGCAGGCGGCGGCGACGGCGGGCGGGCCUCGUGGGCGCAGCUCGGCCCGCACCGAACUACCAGAGGCGGCUACCGGCCUCUGCUGCACCGAGAGCGGCGAGCCCCCAGUGCCGCCUGUCCGUGCCCUCCCCCUCCGGCCCCUCCCUCCCUCCCUCCCGGCGCAACAUGGCUGCGGCCGCCGCCUCCGCCUCCCAGGACGAGCUGAAUUCUUUAUACAAUUGCAUAUGUACGAGUGGAUGAACACACCAUUGGUGAUCCAGAGGAUUUUUGUCAAGACUGGAUAAACCAUGUAUCACAUUGAUUGUAGAGAUCAGCUUGAACGAGUCUUUUUACGACUUGGCCAUGCUGAAACAGAUGAACAAUUACAGAAUAUUAUAUCUAAAUUCCUUCCUCCUGUUUUGCUCAAGCUGUCCAGCACCCAAGAAGGAGUACGUAAAAAGGUAAUGGAACUGUUGGUCCAUCUGAAUAAGCGUAUAAAAAGCCGCCCCAAGAUACAGCUCCCAGUAGAGACACUCUUGGUUCAGUACCAGGACCCUGCUGCAGUUUCCUUUGUCACAAAUUUUACUAUAAUUUAUGUUAAGAUGGGCUAUCCUCGCCUACCAGUGGAAAAACAAUGUGAGCUGGCUCCUACACUUCUUACUGCCAUGGAAGGGAAGCCUCAGCCCCAGCAGGACAGCUUAAUGCAUCUUUUAAUACCAACCCUUUUUCACAUGAAAUACCCUGUUGAAUCAUCAAAAUCAGCUUCUCCGUUUAACCUUGCUGAGAAACCAAAGACUGUGCAGCUGCUUUUGGACUUCAUGCUAGAUGUCCUUUUGAUGCCUUAUGGAUAUGUGUUAAAUGAAUCUCAGAGUCGCCAAAAUUCAUCUUCAGCACAGGGUUCUUCUUCAAAUAGUGGGGGAGGUUCUGGAAUACCACAGCCUCCCCCAGGAAUGAGCUUUUAUGCAGCUAAACGAGUUAUUGGAGAUAACCCAUGGACACCUGAACAGUUGGAACAGUGCAAAUUGGGUAUAGUGAAAUUCAUAGAAGCUGAGCAGGUGCCUGAGCUCGAAGCUGUUCUCCACCUGGUGAUUGCUUCUAGUGACACACGCCACAGUGUAGCCACAGCAGCGGACCUGGAGUUGAAAAGCAAGCAAAGCUUGAUUGACUGGAAUAAUCCUGCCAUCAUUAAUAAGAUGUACAAGGUAUACCUUGGAGAUAUACCACUGAAGACAAAAGAGGGAGCAGUUCUGAAGCCAGAGCUGAAAAGGGACCCAGUCAGUACGAGGGUUAAGUUAAAGAUUGUCCCCCACCUCCUUCGUUCUAGACAAGCUGCUGAAACGUUCCCGGCUAACAUUCAGGUGGUGUAUGAUGGACUCUUUGGUACAAAUACAAAUUCAAAAUUAAGAACAUUAUCCCUACAAUUUGUGCAUCACAUUUGUGUAACCUGUCCAGAAAUCAAGAUUAAGCCAUUAGGUCCAAUGCUUUUGAAUGGCCUCACCAAGCUAAUCAAUGAAUAUAAAGAAGACCCUAAGCUACUGUCAAUGGCAUAUUCAGCUGUGGGAAAACUCUCCAGUCGAAUGCCCCAUUUAUUCACUAAGGAUAUAGCUCUUGUGCAGCAGCUUUUUGAAGCCCUAUGUAAGGAAGAGCCCGAGACGCGACUCGCUAUUCAAGAAGCACUAUCCAUGAUGGUUGGAGCUUAUAGUACUUUGGAAGGAGCACAGCGGACUCUCAUGGAGGCACUUGUGGCUUCAUACUUAAUAAAGCCUGAAGUUCAAGUUCGACAAGUGGCUGUGAAAUUUGCCAGCACGGUGUUUCCCUCAGAUCAUAUACCAUCCAGAUAUUUGCUCUUAUUAGCUGCAGGAGAUCCACGAGAGGAAGUUCAUGGAGAGGCACAACGAGUUUUAAGGUGUCUUCCUGGUAGAAACAGAAAAGAAAGUGCUUCUAAGCAGAUGCCAUCUUUCCCAGAAAUGGUAUAUUAUAUCCAGGAAAAGGCUUCCCAUCGAAUGAAAACGCCAGCCAAGUACAUGACUGGGACCACUGUCCUUCCAUUUAACCCCGCAGCCUUUGGAGAGAUAGUCCUGUACUUGCGCAUGUGCCUGGCUCACAGUGCGGGAGUGGUGCCCACCUCUCAGAGUUUGGCUGAUAUGCAAGAUCACGCCCCAGCCAUUGGACGCUAUAUACGGACUUUAAUGUCGGGCAGCCAGGCUACACCCUCCUCGUCUUCUUCCAAGAGUGGGGAAACCAACCCUGUUCAGAUCUACAUCGGCCUGCUUCAGCAGCUGUUAGCAGGUGUUGGAGGUUUGCCAGUCAUGUACUGUCUAUUGGAAGCUGUCUCAGUGUAUCCAGAAAAGCUGGCUACCAAAUUUGUAGACAAAACCGAAUGGAUAAAGAGUCUGAUGAAUAGCAGUAAAGAAGAGAUGCGUGAACUGGCAGCAUUGUUUUAUUCUGUGGUGGUAUCUACGGUGUCAGGAAACGAGUUGAAGUCAAUGAUAGAACAGCUUAUAAAGACUACAAAAGACAAUCAUAGCCCGGAGAUACAGCACGGAUCCUUGCUUGCAUUGGGAUUCACAGUAGGAAGAUAUUUGGCUAAGAAGAAAAUGAAAAUGGCAGAGCAGCAAGAUGUGGAGACAAAUGCUGAUUUUCUGCCCGAACAAGAAGAACUCAUUCAGAGUGCCACAGAAACUAUCGGCUCAUUUUUGGACAGUACCUCACCCCUCCUGGCAAUUGCUGCCUGUACAGCCCUGGGUGAAAUUGGCAGAAAUGGUCCACUCCCAAUCCCCAGUGAGGGAUCUGGCUUUACUAAGUUGCAUCUUGUGGAAAGCCUGCUAAAUAGAAUACCCUCCAGUAAAGAAACAAAUAAGAUGAAAGAAAGAGCUAUCCAAACACUGGGAUAUUUUCCAGUUGGGGAUGGAGAUUUUCCUCACCAGAAACUCCUCUUGCAAGGUCUGAUGGAUUCUGUGGAGGCCAAGCAGAUAGAGCUUCAGUUCACUAUCGGUGAAGCCAUCACCAGUGCUGCGAUAGGAACUAGUUCUGUGGCCGCCCGGGAUGCCUGGCUGGUGGCUGAAGAAGAAUAUACGCCCCCUGCCGGAGCUAAAGUUAAUGAUGUGGUCCCCUGGGUGUUGGAUGUGAUUUUAAAUAAACAUAUCAUCAGCUCCAACCCACAUGUGAGGCAAGCAGCCUGCAUCUGGCUCCUUUCCCUUGUGAGGAAGCUAAGUACCCAUAAAGAAGUGAAGUCUCAUCUUAAAGAAAUUCAGAGUGCAUUUGUUUCUGUUUUGUCAGAAAAUGAUGAACUUAGCCAAGAUGUUGCCUCAAAAGGCCUUGGGUUGGUGUAUGAACUGGGCGAUGAACAAGAUCAACAGGAGUUGGUUUCUACUCUCGUAGAAACACUGAUGACUGGCAAAAGAGCUAAGCAUGAAGUUUCUGGAGAGACAGUGGUGUUUCAAGGAGGAGGCCUUGGCAAAACCCCUGAUGGCCAGGGCCUCUCUACUUACAAGGAGCUUUGUUCUUUGGCAAGUGAUCUUAGUCAGCCGGAUCUGGUGUAUAAAUUUAUGAAUCUAGCCAACCAUCACGCAAUGUGGAACUCUAGGAAGGGUGCUGCUUUUGGUUUUAAUGUAAUUGCUACCAGAGCUGGAGAGCAGCUAGCUCCUUUCCUGCCUCAACUAGUUCCUCGUCUUUAUCGUUAUCAGUUUGAUCCCAACCUUGGUAUUCGACAGGCCAUGACAAGUAUUUGGAAUGCACUGGUCACUGACAAGUCAAUGGUGGAUAAAUAUUUGAAGGAAAUACUUCAAGAUUUGGUUAAGAAUCUAACCAGCAAUAUGUGGCGAGUUCGAGAAUCCAGCUGUUUAGCUCUGAAUGAUUUAUUGAGAGGAAGACCCCUAGAUGACAUCAUUGAUAAACUUCCAGAAAUUUGGGAAACUCUCUUUAGAGUACAAGAUGAUAUAAAGGAAUCUGUACGAAAAGCAGCAGAACUGGCUCUGAAAACGCUGAGCAAGGUUUGUGUGAAAAUGUGUGACCCUGCCAAAGGAGCAGCUGGCCAGAGAACCAUUGCUGUCCUUCUGCCCUGCCUUCUGGACAAAGGAGUGAUGAGUCCUGUGACAGAAGUUCGAGCCCUCAGCAUUAACACCCUCGUGAAGAUCAGCAAAAGUGCAGGAGCCAUGUUGAAACCACAUGCACCAAAACUCAUCCCAGCUCUGCUAGAAUCCUUAAGUGUGUUGGAGCCUCAAGUUCUCAAUUAUUUGAGUCUCCGGGCUACAGACCAAGAAAAGGCUGCGAUGGAUAGUGCCCGACUCAGUGCUGCCAAAUCCUCUCCCAUGAUGGAAACAAUCAACAUGUGCCUGCAAUAUCUUGAUGUGUCGGUGCUGGGUGAGCUAGUUCCUAGGUUAUGUGAACUGAUCAGAAGUGGUGUAGGUCUUGGAACUAAGGGAGGCUGUGCCAGUGUCAUUGUGUCAUUAACCACUCAGUGUCCCCAGGACCUAACACCUUACUCAGGUAAACUCAUGAGUGCUUUGCUUAGCGGCCUGACAGAUCGGAACGGUGUAAUUCAGAAAUCCUGUGCAUUUGCCAUGGGCCAUUUAGUUCGGACGUCACGGGAUAGCAGCACAGAGAAACUCCUGCAGAAACUCAAUGGCUGGUAUAUGGAGAAAGAAGAACCCAUCUACAAGACCUCUUGUGCUCUGACUAUUCAUGCUAUUGGACGGUACAGCCCUGAUGUACUGAAGAACCAUGCCAAAGAAGUUCUACCUUUGGCAUUCCUAGGCAUGCAUGAAAUUGCUGAUGAGGAGAAAGCAGAAAAAGAAGAAUGUAAUUUAUGGACUGAAGUAUGGCAGGAAAAUGUACCUGGUUCCUUUGGUGGCAUUCGGUUAUACCUGCAGGAGUUGAUUACUAUCACCCAGAAGGCUUUACAGUCUCAGUCCUGGAAAAUGAAAGCCCAGGGUGCAAUUGCCAUGGCAUCAAUUGCAAAACAAACCAGCUCCCUGGUACCUCCGUAUCUGGGAAUGAUACUGACCGCAUUACUGCAAGGCCUAGCUGGACGAACAUGGGCAGGAAAGGAAGAACUGUUGAAAGCCAUUGCCUGUGUGGUGACAACUUGCAGUGCAGAGCUGGAGAAGCCUGUGCCCAGUCAACCUGGCACCAGUGAAAUCCUCCAGGCUGUUCUGAAGGAGUGUUGCAAAGAGAAUCCCAAAUACAAGAUUGCAGCAAUCAGCUGUGCAGGGGAUGUCUUAAAGGCCACCAAAGAAGACAGAUUCCAGGAGUUUGCUGACAUUGUCAUACCUCUCAUCAAGAAGAACUCACCUGAAAGCAUUGGAGUCCAGACAACCAAAAAUGAAGAUGAGAAUGAGAAGGAAAAGGAGCUCCAGCUGGAAUCUCUGCUGGGAGCCUUUGAGGGCCUGGGCAAAGCCUGGCCCCGAAAUGUGGAGACCCAACGUUGUUAUCGUCAAGAGCUUUGCAAACUGAUGUGUGAGCAGCUAAAACUCAGCACAUGGAAAGUGCAGCUGGGAGUCCUACAGUCAAUGAAUGCCUUUUUUCAGGGAUUAAUGCUUUUAGAAGAAGAACAUGCAGAUCCUGAGGCUCUGGCUGAAAUUCUCCUUGAAACUUGUAAAUCAAUCACAUAUUCUUUAGAAAAUAAGACCUACUCAUCUGUGAGAACAGAAGCUUUAUCUGUGAUAGAAUUGCUGCUUAAAAAACUUGAAGAAUCUAAACAGUGGGAAAGUUUGACAUCUGAAUGCAGAGUGCUCCUGAUUGAGUCUUUAGCAACUAUGGAGACAGACAGCAGACCUGAGCUGCAGGAGAGAGCAUCGUUACUGAAGAAAACACUUGAAAAUCUGGAAUAAAUUAGAAGGGGAAGAAACAAACAAGUGCCAUGUUCAUUGGGGGUUGAAAUGGUGGUGUUCUUUGUGGGGAAAAGUAAAGAUUAAUCUGUAGCAUGCAUCAUUCCUUGGCUGAAAUAAAAAAAAAAUGCCUUAAAUUUUGUUCCUUAUUAGCUUUAUUUUACUUGAUGUUUUAAAAGUAUCUGGGCUGAAUAAGCUAAAUGGAACCUUGGAUAUUUGAGAGGUGGUUGUAGAUGAAACUGACAGAAAGAGCUGUUGAAAGAGUUAAAGCUGUUACUAAAGGAAUAGACAAAGUUGCAGAGGAAGCUGCAUAAAAACCUUAGAACUGCAUCCAAAUUUUAAAAAGUUAUUUCAGGAAGGGGCUGUAUCAACUACUUAGUUUAACCCCCUUCUUUACACCUGAAGAAACAGGUUAUGAGAUGACGUAGCUUCCUUUCGGAGGCCUGUGCCGAGGCUGGAACCUGUGUGAUGGAUGACCUGCCCAGGACACUUGCUUUUACAACCUGCUGCUAAUCAGUGCUAACCCUGGCCUACCUGAGAAACUCCCAAGAUGAGAUGGUACAGCAGUCCUGGCACCAGAACUGAACUGACCCAUUAUGUAAACAACACUGGAUUCUUGAAAUUCAGAAGUUGAACAUUGUCUUGUCAUUUGUUUAUAGAUGAUUGGUUUUUAGAAAAUGAUUAUCUACCAACCUUACAGGUUGAGAGGGAGGGAAAAUUUGGUCUCCAUGUAAUCGUCCUCCUUUUAUAAGCAGAUGAAGGUAGAUUAGGACAAGAUUGUUCAUUUUGUCUGUUAUGUAUUUUGCAAAACACAAACCAACAACGAAAUAGUGACUGCUUGGUUUAGACCAUUUAUAAUCUCAAAACUGUAAAGACAAAAAUUUUCUACCCACUUUUAUGCUAACAGUCACAACUAUGGGAUAGAAAGGAAAGCAUUUUAAUUAGCCAUCUGGGAAUAACCUGAUACCAUUCAAAGUAAAUAAUUGCAGCUAGGGUUUCUGCCUUUCCUUAUGCUGCUCAGGCCCCUGCCUAAGGAUGGUAGGGUAAGGGGAAAAAACAAAUUUAACAUAAGUGUUUAUUAAAGUAAAGGGAGAACUCUAGCUCACCUUGGAUUCCAAGCACAAAAUUGGUUUACACUCAAUACUGACCCCUUACUGACGUUAACACCAGGGUGGAAACUCCGUGUUAUUAUUUUCUGUGGUCUCUAUUAACCAAAGUAUUUAAAAUUUUCUUGACUGUGACCCAUAGUUAAAACUAACUUUUUUC